Haliotis rubra (blacklip abalone) is the source of this 1729-nucleotide messenger RNA. RefSeq names its product axin interactor, dorsalization-associated protein-like. The transcript is spliced from 11 exons. Lineage: Eukaryota; Metazoa; Mollusca; Gastropoda; Lepetellida; Haliotidae. The record is from RefSeq and is a predicted model, not a curated record. The coding region runs from base 138 to 1028 and encodes 296 amino acids. Gene Ontology annotation, molecular function: phosphatidylinositol binding. Gene Ontology annotation, cellular component: membrane.
GUAUUUAUAAACUUCACUUGUUCAGGAGAUACACGGUUGGAUUUAUGUUUUAAUUUCUUCAUCUGAGUGAAGGCUGUAUUAGUGAUUUAGUUACUGACAGCACACAGGUUAUGACUUCUAAAUGAGUUUUCGUAGAGAUGACGACUGUGUCUGACAGUGAUGACCAAGAAUCAAUUGUUACUGGUUGGUGCACACUGUUUAAACAAGGAACAGACUUUGAUACAUGGGGACAGCCGCUGGAGGCUACAGAAAUGUACCAGAGCUUAUCCAAGCAGCUGCACCACUGUUCCAUGAGUGACAAUGGUAUUUUCACAGAUAAACAAAAGAAAUUCUUGGAAAAAAUUAGAGUUUGCCUGGAUUCACGUUCAAAAUUUCUUCAGGACCGUGUAUCAAAGGAGGGCAUAUCCUUGGAAGAUCUCCUGAAACUAGAGUCAACUCUGAAGAACCUUUGUCUGAAACCAAGUGAGAAUUUUCCAGUAGAUGUGCGAGCAGCUCAGCUCCAGACUCGGAAGUAUCCAAACAGUCUCCACACUUCCAAUGAUGAAGACAAGCCAUCACAAAGAGUUUUAGGCAACCUUUUACCUAAGCCUCUGCCGAUAGCCAACAUGCGAUACCUGAGUGUCCGAGUGGAAAAGAUGGGCUUGAAGGAUGCUUCCCAAUUCAUAGAUCCCUUCAUCUGUGUGUCUGUCAAAGAUGUGAAAGGCCACAACCUAACAGCCAUACAGAACACCCCAAUAGCCUCGGACAAGCAGGACACAUGUGUGUUCUUUAAUGUAGACGUCCAUAUACAGAAGACGUUAGAAAGUCUGCCACCAGGAUUUGCUGUGUUCUUUGAAUUCAAACACUUCAAACCGAAGAAGAAAACUACAAGCACAAAAUGUUGGGCAUUUCUUGAGCAGGAUGAAAUCAAAGAGGGACCAACUUAUCUGGAGUUAUACAAGAAGCCGACAGAUCCUUGCCGAAAGAAAGUCCACUUGUUGACAGUUAAACCCUUGUAUCUACACUUAAAGCUGUCUCUAGAUUCUUAGUAGUGAUUGGUUUCAUGCAUGUAACCUAUGUAGUGGAGUCAGUAUUGGGAGAUAGGAAGAAAUUGUUGUACAAUCGUGUAUACUUUUGACAAGUUAUACAAUGCAAGAGUGUUCACUGAUAGCAGGACUUGCUGUAGAAGUCAGAGUUAACUUGAUAAGCAGAUACAUUGUUUGUUAUCUUGAUUUCCUUUAAACAUGCAAGGAAUGUUUCCAUUUGGUCGUAGAGGACUAGAAAAUACCAGACGUUACUGAAUAUAGUUUGCUGUUUGCCAGUCAACUUGUCCGAAGUAUUUUCACACACACAUCAGUCAUGUUAUUUCAGCAUACUAUCAAUAGAAGCAACAUAUUCUGACACCUCUCUGUCCUAUUAGGAUGUGACGUUUUGGAUUAGAUCGUUAUUACUUAUUGAAGUAUUAUAUCCUAUGCAGUGGUAUAAGAUCCUAUACUGAAAUGUUGACACAUGAUGGAAGAAAGUAGUUGUCUUCCAUAACGGGAUCUUUCCUUUACUGUAACUCACCAACUUCUAAAAUGUCCAUCAAACAGACCAGCUAACUAGGACACAAUUCCUGACAGGCCUAUGAAAAGAAAUUAAGGUCAGGGUAUGAAACUCCCCAAAAUUUCAGCCAGACCACAGGGCUGGUUAGAUGUAAAACUUGCCAGCCCUGACCAAAACUUACCUGCCCACAAAUAAUUUAGGUUUG